CCCCCGGCGGCUGCGGCCCGGCCCGGCGCAGCGCCGCUCCUCGCCCGGCCCGGCCUGCCCCCUCCCUCCCCUCUUCCUCCUCCCCGCCCUUCGGCGGCGGCCGCAGUCUUCAGUAACCCAGAGAAAACCCUACGUGCCCAAAAAGAGCACUAACGCAUUGCAAGCCAACCCGAUGGCGUCCUCUACUGCUGUGCCUGUAGGAUUUCACUAUGAAACAAAAUAUGUAGUUCUCAGCUACUUGGGGCUUUUAUCGCAAGAAAAGCCACAGGAGCAUCCUCCUGCUUCAACUCAAGGGACUCAACAACAGCUUAUGGCACAACAUGCUUCAGAGAAAGAGGCUUUGGAAAAGAUUAAAAUAGAAAUCGAGGAGGAGCUGAAACAUCUUGAUGAAGAGAUCUUGGAAGCUUUUACCACUACAGGAUUUGACUGCCACACUUCCCCAGUGUUCAGUCCUGCCAAUCCAGAAAGCUCAAUAGAAGAUUGCCUGGCUCAUCUGGGGGAGAAAGUUUCCCAGGAAUUGAAAGAACAUCUGCACAAAGCACUAGAGAGCUUGCUUAGCAAGCCAGUAACAUAUCAAGAAUAUCGAGAGCGCACACAAGAGACAGCUGCACAUGCCAGUGGAUGGAACAAGGUCUUGGUACCCCUGGUUCUGCUACAGCAAUUUCUGAUGGAGCUAACCAGAAGAGGCCAGGAACCACUGAGCGCGCUUGUGAACUUCGGGGUGACGUAUCUAGAAGACUAUUCUGCAGACUACAUCAUUCAACAAGGAGGAUGGGGGACGGUCUUUAGUUUGGAAUCUGAAGAGGAAGAGUACCCCGGCCUCAUCGCAGAGGACAGUAAUGAUAUCUACAUCCUGACCAGUGACAACUCAGGACAGGUGAGCCCCCCAGAGUCCCCGACGGUGACCACAUCGUGGCAGUCAGAGAGCCUGCCCGUCUCCCUGUCAGCAAGCCAGAGCUGGCACACAGAGAGCCUGCCCGUCUCCCUGGGGCCGGAGUCCUGGCAGCAAGUGGCCAUGGAUCCUGAAGAAGUCAAGAGCCUGGAUAGCAACGGUGGGGCUGAAGAAAGGAGCGAGAACAACUCUUCCAACUCAGACAUCGUUCACGUGGAGAAGGAAGAGAUACCGGAGGGGAUUGAGGAAGCAGUGGUGUCAGCGGUCGCUGCAGAGACCGUGCAGGCAGCGUUUCCAGAAACCCCUGCUUCUUUACAGGAAGUAAAACCUCAAGCUGAAAUUGUUGCUGUAGAAAAAGCACAUCCCUCUGCACGUCGUACGAAACAGGAGGAGAAGGGAAAAGUGGCCGAAGAGCUUGUUGAACCUGAAAUCCCCGUGUUAAGUAAACCUGUCCCAAAGUUAACCCCGUCGGAAGAAAAGGCCGCACCAGAACCUGAGAAAAUACUGCUUCCGGGGGAAAAAAAAGUGGGGAAGGAGGGCCCUUUGGAAGAAGUAGAAGAGAAAUCCUCCGCCGCAGAGGAGAAGCCUAUCUUAUUGCCAGAAGGGAAAUCCAUAUUGCUGUACGGCGGGGCUGCUGCAGUAGCCAUAUUGGCUGUGGCAGUCGGAGUAGCGCUGGCGCUUAGGAAAAAGUAACCGAGCUCUCUUGAGGAGGAGGAGGGAGCGAGAGAGAGAAGCGAGCGCGAUCCAAUUGUUGUAGUUGUGUUACCUAAAGGUUGAGCUGCCUGCUGUGUAAUUGGACAUUGAGUAAUGGUGAUGGGGUGAGGUCAUUCAAUAAGCCUCCAGCUAUGGACAAUCACGUUUUUAGUAGAAUUGGGGCGGGGACUGGUUUUUCCUGAUUAAAGUACAGGGGUAUUUUUAAAAAAAAACGAACACACAAAUAAUAAUAAAUUCUGCAAAUGUAAGAACUUAAGUGCAGGUGCUGAAGAAAGGGGUGCUCGUACUCGAGGAACUGGAACAGAGAAUCCCAGGGGAAGGGUAGAGCCAGCUGCUGCCAACCCCGGGAGUUUUUGGCUUCUCCGAGCGACUGCUGCUGCAGCUGUGCUGUCCUGUCACUUCCCUGCGCGUCCCGAGCCCUUCCUAGCCCAAGUCCUGCAGCGAGAGGCUGGUCUCCUUCUGGCUCAGCUUCCUCUCAGGUACUGCACUGCUCCUUGUAACCUCGCAGGUUCCUCCUAAGCCCCAGCGGGAGAGUGCUUAUUCUUACCUCUUUGCUCCCACCCGUUCCGGCCCUUAACAGUUACCGAAGCCCCCAUACAGAUGCUGCCUCUCUGUAGAGGUACUCGCUCCGAGCACCCCCUGUUCUGGGGGGAGAGGUGCACGUCAGGCGGAGUGGGAGGGCUGCUGUGCUUGGCUGGUCUGGGAAUCCAUUUGUCAUGCUCCUGCUGCCUGCCACCCUUCAGAUAGCGGAGAUGCACAGCUUACGCCGGACACGGUGCCAUCGGGUAAGCGCUUGGAUACCAAGGUGUAUUCAGCAAAGGUGUGGCAACACCGUGUGAAAGGGAGGCCGAUGCCUCCCGUGAGAUUCGCAGGUUCAACGCUCUCUUGUCCUGUAUCAUGCUGCAGUCUGUAUUGUCUUUCACAGGUUCAGCGCAGGGGGUAUGUAGUCCUACUGUGGUCUUGGCUGCGACAGAAUCCCACAUAUACAAAGCAGUGGAUUCUGGUAACUAAGCGAAACAGCAUUAAACACCUUUCUCUGUUUGCCUGUUCCCGAGCUGACCCAGAGGGUCGUGCCGUGCAACUUCUUUUGUGACUCUGAAUGCGUUAACAGUCAGACGACAUCUGCGGGUUCACAAAUGAUGAGAACGUAGCUUUGGAAAAAACAAACCCCUCUUCCUGCAGGCACAACGCUUCAGGUGCAUGCAGGGAGAAGCCUUUAAGGCACUGCGGUCACAGCAGAGCCGGCCACAAGCGUUCCUUUUGGAGAGUGUGUUUGUGUCCGGCCUGCUGUGUACUGCAGCUCUGUGGGCAAGGCUGCAGAUUGUCCAGGCAAAAGUACUGAUGCUUCUCUGAGGGUCGAUGCUGGCUCGUGCUGUGGCUUAGAACAGGUGGAGAUAGGGGAACGGGGACUCGGGAUAAUGGAAAAAUCAAAAUGUGAGCUUACGGUAAGCUUACUCUUCGCAAAGCACAAUGACAAGGUACUUUAUCUCUAAGCAACCUUAUCUAGAGUAUUUCCUGUAAUGAGCCUGUUUCUUAAGCGAUCUGAUAAUCCAGAGAUUUUAGCACAUUCUGUUUCAGCUUACUGUUGCUCCCAUCCCUAUCCCACUCACGCUGCUAAGUCAGUAAGAAGCUGGCAGAGUCUGGGGAAUUUUUUGUUCAAGCUUUUUUGAGAAUGGAUUGUGUAGAAAACUUCUCAGGUUUGGAUCUGUGUGACUUUGAAUGCUGAAAGGGAGGACUGCUACGUGUGUAUCCCUGCUGGGAGGGAGCCCCAGCUCACGAGCUCUGGAUCAGCACUGCGUGGGUCAGAGAUGGCUUUUCUGUGUAUAAGAGGGAGCAGGUUGGCCUUAAAGUUAAAACAAAACAAAAAGCAACAACAACAACAAAGAACCCAAACAUACACUGUGUUGCAAAAGGAAAUUGACUUUGUAUGCUCCUUUUGACACAUAAGAACGUGUACGGUUUUGCUUCAUUUCACACCCAGCAGUGUUGAUGGACAAGCGACGUGAUCUGCGAGGGCAGCUGCUUGUUGCCUUGUGGCAGGGGCUGCUUUGUGGUCCCACAGGCCGGGCUGGGGCUCCCCUCCGCUGCUGCUUUGCUGAUGGUGGUUGUGUCCCUGCCGUUCGCUGUGGGCAUGGGGCUGCUUUAACCCCAGCUGCAUCCUCUCCUUUCUGAAGGCGAGGCACUGACAUGGGGGCGAAGAUGCCCCCAUCUGCAGCUGCUCAGUGGGUUGCACAGAAGUCCCCGGAUCCACUCUGAAACAGAGACGGAUAUUUUGGACACGCUGGGUAGCUUGUGUGCAAAUGAGGGGGUAAAGUCAUUCUUUGGCUCUUCUCUUUAAGUGCUUAUAUUGCUUAGUAGUGCAGGAGGUGGGUGCAGGGCAGAUGACAAUACAUCUACCAGGGAAACAUCCCUUACUGACACAAAGAGCCCGAUGGGGCAUUAAGCAAGCAGUGUCUUCUUCCUGACAUAGCAGCAGCAGUAAGGAAGACAAAUGCUUUGGGGAUUUUUUUUAAAGCAUUUUCAUGGUGGGGUGAAAGGCCCAAGUAUGGGGUAUUCUGCAGCACUUAGUGGAGUGCCAGCUGCAUUUUGGUUGCUUGGCUCCUUCUUUACAUACUUCCCAUCUUUAGGGCCUUAGAGAAAUAGCUGACCAUUCAAAAAGGAUUUGUACCUUCUUCUCCCCCAUCCCUAAAACCAUGCGUUUAGACAAGAAGUCUGUUGUGUGUUCCCUCUCCCUCUAGGAACACUCCAUUAGCUGGAAAGGUCGGUUACGGACUUGAAUUCUGAGCCUGUUGUGCUGUGGUCAGCGCUGCAGCAGGCCCCAGGGAAGUCACCAGAAGGCCUUGUAAGCUCAGCAACAGUGUUCUUAAUGGGUGCCGGGCUCCUUUGCCCUAUUGCAGGUGUGAAUUAGGGAAUGGAGGGGCUUUCUCCUAUCUUCAAGCACACUGAAGUAAUCCUUAACAGCCUGGUCUGAUUACCCUGGACUGGGGUGAGGCAGCCUCUGUUUAGUGGAUCUCUUGCAGCUGGCAAAGGAAAGGCAAUGGGCUAUCUACUUAUAAAAAAGCAUCUAGAAUUACGCUCACUUGUGUUACUUAAUCCCUUCCCAAAAGUGCCUCAAUAUGUCCUUGAGUGGCCUGUACCUUAACAAAGUAUCUACCUUAGACCCAUCUGUUCUUCACUUUUUCCUUGUCUGCGGCACAUCCUCGAGGUGAUAAAACAAAGGGCUGGACCUGCAAAACGUGUGAAAUGCUGCACUCUGCAUGCCUCUGUGCACAGCUGAGAGACCUGGCUUGGAAGGCACAGCCUGAGCUAAACACAUAGGGAACUACAGGGGGGUAGCAUACUAAAUAAGGAGCUGUCAGGAAAAUGGCUUUCGAGAUGAGGUGAAGCUUAAAUUUCAGUUGUGCUUAACUCUAGGCUCUGCUCACCUGGGCACUGGGGCUGGGAACUGGGUAAGGUUUUUUUUCAGAAAACAAACCUGGAACAAGGACUGAAGCCUCAAGUCCCGCUUUUGCAUGAAGCCCAAGCCAUGGGCCCAGAGCCACAUAUGUACCCUACUGUUGCAGCCAUGUGCUGCGUGAGAGCAUGAUGAGCGGGUCCAGGCUGCUGGGCCAUAGCUUGAUACAACCCUGCCAGCUGCUCGGCUCAAUCGAAACCAGAAGAGGGUGAGUGGGGUUCUCAAGGAGAUAACUUGGCUGCCCAGAAUACUGAAGACAGCCGGUGCCUAAAAUACUAGGUCUGUCCUCAUGAUGGAACAAGCCAGAGGUGGGAAAGCAACCCAGGCCGCAGGCUUCUGACUGGUCAGAUGUCAGUCCUUAAGCAUCUGCCCACUCCAGGGGCUCACCAGUCUGAGCAGCAGCUCCCAGCAGCGCCAGCUGAUGCACUGGAAGCGUGCUCUCUUCUGUAUUGCACCAGGGUUUGGACAGCGGCUUAACUUCAGGAUGCUGCGGUGCUGGCAGCUGGCUCUUCCUUUCCUAACCUGCCUGCCCUGCCAUCCUGGCUGGGGCUGUGCUCUGAGGGUGAAAGCUGUAGCGCUGAGUGCUUCUGCACAGGGCAAGGUCUGCUGCCAGAAUCCUGCUUCCUUUUCACGUAGCUCUGAGCACAGCUAGGCUGACAAUUUGGAUUGUAUUUUUGAAUUAACCGAUGCUUUCUAACGGUCACAACUGGAAAAGAAAAAAGUGCUGAAGUUAGGUUGAAAAAGUUUAGUCUUUCCUUUCAUGGUAAUGACUGUAGUAAACCAAAAUAACUGAGGUCAUAAAGCCUUCCUUACAUUGAGCCCCCAGGGGUAUGGCAGUCCUAGCAAAGCCCUGCUAAGGCAGAUGUUACUAUCAGGCAGAAAUAAACAUGCUUCUGGCAGCACAGUCAUUCCCUCACUGAACCAGAACAAGCUCAUGCUUUAAAAUUUGUAUCUAAGAAUGUAAUUCCUAGAUUGUUUUGCCGUGAAUGUUUGGGAGGAGGGGAGGAGUGAGCACCCACCCCACCCACCAUGGGUACAUAUAGCCCAGGUCUUCCAUAGAAUGUCUCAUUUUAGGCACAAAACGUACUGGAAGCUGACUUGUCGUGUAUGUUUUCUACUCCAGUAGGUUACAGGCAGGAGAACGUGUUUCCCAGUGAAGCACAGAGCAGUGAGGCGCGUUACUGCCUGCACCUACUGAAGGGAGAAGCUGUGCAUGGCUCGUUUGGCUCAGUCUACUUCAGUUCUAGGAGGCUACAAGAGCAGCAGUGCUUUGACUGUGUGCAUCUGUGCUGUGCUUCAAAGUGCAAGCUAUGUAUUGCCAUAAAAAAAAAAAAAACCCAACAAACAAACAGCGUGGGAGGGGGUCACAUGUAAUCCACCAGCAGUCACUCUGGUACCCCUAGCUCAGGGCCCUGUGGAGCAGGGCGUACAGUGCUUGCUUUAUGCAAAGGCUCUGGGUCUGCGGCUCCACACGGUCACGGCUGGAGAGCAAGAGCUGCACCAGCUCGGAAAGGGGCAGCUGUAGUGUUACCAAUACAGCCAGGGGAACCAGAACACAUCGCUCAGCUUCACUUCCUGUGUGACUUGGUCACUUUUUUCUACUUUGAGCUGACCCUCUUUCAGUCUCUUAGGUAGGCCGUCUUGCUUCCUCCUGGGUUGAAGUCUAUGGGUAUGCUGUAGGAGAGGGGGAGCUGCAGUUAGCUUCCAGUGGAAGCCGCUUUUGAUCUCCCUGCAGUAUCUGCAGGGGAGGCAAGGAACACUAUUGAGUUGGACAGAACAAGCUGCAGAGGAUGCAUCUUAUUGCUAUACCUUUAGGGGGUCUCUCCCCAUUUUUAUCUUGCGUUAUAAGCUUUUAUUCAAGUGUAAAGCUAAAACCCACUUGAGUUAAGUAGCAAAGUCUAAUGGGACAGACUCCGUGUGCGUGUCGGGGGAGGUCUUCCACCAGGCUUCUGCCGGCUGGCAGCAGGGAGUGCAGGUCCUGUUCCCGAGAGACCGGCCUGGGGGAAGAGACCCUGCCUGGGCUGAGGGCACCCCCUGCCCCAGGAACUGGUCGUACUAUUCCUUUUAAUAUGCAAGUGCAGCCCUCUUGGGGAAAGCUAUCUAAAGCUUCUUGUGCCAUUCGGUUGAUAAAAGUGUUUCCACCUUUAAAAGAAAGUUCUUUCCGGCUUCAUUGUUCUAGAAUCGGUUUAAGUGAAGGGGUAUGUACAUUUUUCCCUCUACCAAUGGGACACUGCUGUAAGACCAUGCCCCCAGGUUGCACUUUAAUAAAUGGUACAGUUUUCAAAAACACA
Numida meleagris (helmeted guineafowl) is the source of this 7351-nucleotide messenger RNA. RefSeq names its product BCL2 like 13 (gene BCL2L13). Gene Ontology annotation, biological process: regulation of apoptotic process; apoptotic process. Gene Ontology annotation, cellular component: mitochondrion. The transcript is spliced from 7 exons. The record is from RefSeq and is a predicted model, not a curated record. The coding region runs from base 173 to 1585 and encodes 470 amino acids. NCBI's taxonomy places the organism in Eukaryota, Metazoa, Chordata, Aves, Galliformes, Numididae.